This is a messenger RNA of Fusarium poae, 1251 nucleotides long. RefSeq lists its product as uncharacterized. Bases 1 to 1251 code for a protein of 416 amino acids. The transcript is spliced from 2 exons. NCBI's taxonomy places the organism in Eukaryota, Fungi, Ascomycota, Sordariomycetes, Hypocreales, Nectriaceae. The record is from RefSeq and is a predicted model, not a curated record. Gene Ontology annotation, molecular function: protein binding.
AUGGCAGAAGUCGCAGCCGGUGCUCUCGCUGUAGAGCAGGUCGUCUCUACCGGCCUUCAAGUCGGCGCAGCAGCAACCGUCGCCAAACCAACACAACCACUCACAGCAGUCCUCAGCCAGUUUGCAUCAACUCCACAGGAGGACAACUCACUUUCUCUAGCCCGCUCCCAUCACUCAGUCACAGUCAUCGACGGUAAAGCCUACAUAUUCGGCGGCAAGAAGGACGAUGGCAAACUAUGUAACAAUGAUGUUCAUGCUGUCGCUGUCCCAGGUGAAACUCAUCCUCGGGGCGAGGGUGAGUAUGCGUGCUACCCAGCUGUAGGCGACGAAGGACACAUCCCCCCUCCACGAAUCAACCACGCGGCAUGUGCGCGUCGCGAUACCCUCAUUAUCUUCGGUGGGCAGAAUGCGGAGGGUCAAGAAGCGGAUGACGAAUUCACACUUUGGGAAUGGGAACCCAAGGCUGCUCGAUGGUCGGCGAUAGAGGCCGCUGGAAAGGCGCCCCAGUCCAGACAUGGCCAUCAGAUCUUUUAUGAUGCCAAAAAGGAUAACCUAAUUCUACAUGGUGGCUAUGAGAACGAGCAGCGAUCGACGGGUACCUGGCUCUUCGAUUUCACAACGCGCCUAUGGCAUGUUCUGCCCGAUGCACCCGCUGCACCUCUCGCCGCGCAGUUCGUCGAAGGCACCCUGUACUCCAUCAGCGCCGAGUCAGACAUCCAUGGAUCAGUCCACUAUAUAAAGAUCGGCUUCAUCGAGGAUGAGUCAGUUGAUCAACUCCCUGAAUGGACAACAGUAGACUUUCCCUCGAAUCCUAUUGUGCCCGGUCCUCGACCACGUGUGGGGGGCGCCUUGAUUCCUGCCACCACAGGCCAUGGACGUCGGUACCUUCUCUACCUUCUGGGUAGCCGCCAGGACGCUGAGCUAGCAUCCGCAGACAAGUCGUUUACGGAAGACCACCCUUUCUACUCCGACAUGUGGUCGCUACAGAUACCCUCGGACGACUACAGUGCUACGCGUUUGAAGGAUGCCAUUCGAGGUGUGAUUCCUGGCGUUGAGAAUGGUGUGUUUAGCUGGCAUGAGCUUGAGAUUGCACCGGCAGAGAUGACGCAGGAGGCUGGAAAGGUUCAUCCUGGACCAAGAGGCUUCUUUGGAGCGGAUUCAUGUUUAGAUGGAAGGGGAGUUUUGAUGUGGGGUGGUGUGAAUGCGAAAGGAGAGACUGAGGCUGAUGGUUGGCUUUUGAAGGUUUCUUGA